This is a messenger RNA of Tripterygium wilfordii, 1052 nucleotides long. Its product is annotated as ubiquitin-conjugating enzyme E2 2-like. The coding region runs from base 271 to 729 and encodes 152 amino acids. The record is from RefSeq and is a predicted model, not a curated record. The transcript has 6 exons. Lineage: Eukaryota; Viridiplantae; Streptophyta; Magnoliopsida; Celastrales; Celastraceae.
GUUUAGGGUUUAGAGGGUUGGCUUUAUGGGUUUAAAUAUUUGUUUGGGAGGAGGUUCAAGGAUUCGCUAACUCCACCAUUGGGCUUGCCAAACAGGGAUUCCCAAGUCCCAACCCCCUUAAGCUGGCCGUUAGGCCCGUUACACACAAUUGGAGUCUACAAACACAGGUGACAGUCCCUUCUCUCCCUCGCGAAGACGCCCGCAGGUGUUCCAUUCUCGGUCAAACCCUAGCUCCACUCGCCGCCCGCGUUUCCUUUCAGGCGGGGGAGGAUGUCAACUCCAGCUAAGAAAAGACUGAUGAGGGAUUUCAAAAGGUUGCAGCAGGAUCCUCCUGCUGGCAUCAGUGGGGCACCCCACGACAACAAUAUAAUGCUCUGGAAUGCUGUUAUAUUUGGCCCUGAUGACACUCCUUGGGAUGGAGGAACGUUUAAGUUGACUCUUCAGUUCUCGGAGGAUUACCCAAACAAGCCACCAACUGUGCGAUUUGUUUCUCGAAUGUUCCACCCAAACAUCUAUGCAGAUGGAAGUAUCUGUUUGGAUAUUUUACAGAACCAGUGGAGUCCAAUUUAUGAUGUUGCUGCCAUUCUUACUUCAGUUCAGUCACUUCUAUGUGACCCAAACCCGAACUCGCCAGCUAAUUCAGAGGCAGCAAGGAUGUUUGGUGAGAACAAGAGGGAGUACAACAGGAAAGUGCGUGAAGUUGUUGAGCUGAGCUGGACAGCUGACUGACUAUCUCUUCCUUUCUAGUAUGAUUGGAGGAGGUUAAAAGUAUGUUGGUUGGGGUUUGCUCCUUCUCCUGGUCGGGUUGUCUGUGUAUCCUCGACAGUUCUUUGGCAUUUGUGAUCUCGUUGGGUUGUCUGCGUUGCCCUUUUGAUAGUUCUUUGGCACUUGUGAUCUCAUUGUAACUUGAGAUCAUUUCAUGUGCUUGGCUGGGAUGUCGAAUGUGACUAUAAAUGUAUAUAAAGUAUUGAGCUAAAUACUUCUGGAAAACUUUGUACCAGUGAAUUUAUUACUUCUAUUGGCAAUGAAAGGUUGGACUUCUGCUUUAUUUA